CCCGGCAAAAACCCAGCUUAAAAAACAGAACUUUAUUUCAUUUAAUUUGCGGGGUUUAUCCGAAAAGAAUUGUGAGAGCUCUCUCGUGUUUGGUUUGCUUAUCUAUGGCGUCUUCCAUCUCCACCUAUCAUCAACACCAUCUUCUUUCUCCUUCAUUUUCUUCCAAAAUUUCUGCCAGUUCCAACCGUCUUUCCUCUCCAUUUCUUACUUCAUCUUCUUCUGGGUUGUCUUCAAAGUUCAAUUUCUCUCUUCGGUUCCUCACCAAUGGCCAAUCUUCCUCCCUCAUCUCUCCCACUCCAAGGCGUCUCAGUGUUGUUUCAAUGGCCCCUCCUAAAGCCAAGCCUGGUGGAAAAGCCAAGAAGGUAAUUGGGAUGAUAAAGCUUGCUUUGGAGGCUGGAAAGGCUACCCCAGCUCCUCCUGUAGGCCCUGCUCUUGGUUCCAAGGGUGUUAAUAUUAUGGCCUUCUGUAAGGAUUACAAUGCCAAGACAGCCGAUAAGGCUGGCUAUGUUAUUCCAGUUGAAAUUACUGUUUACGAUGAUAAAAGUUUUACUUUCGUGUUGAAGACUCCACCUGCUUCAGUUCUUCUUCUCAAGGCUGCUGGAGUUGAAAAAGGAUCAAAAGAUCCAAAGGGAGAAAAAGUGGGAAAGAUAACCAUUGAACAGUUGCGUACGAUUGCUGCAGAAAAGUUACCAGAUUUGAAUUGCACAACCAUUGAAUCUGCAAUGAGAAUCAUAGCAGGUACAGCAGCCAAUAUGGGAAUUGAGAUUGACCCUCCUGUCCUUGAACCUAAAACGAAGGCGCUUGUGUAGUCAUUUGGGAUCAAUUCCUCUAUUCUUUCACCUUUUUUUGUAUGCUUUAAUCUAUUCGAGGUAUCUUACUUUUAAAAAGAUUUACAAAUCCACAAUCAAGCUUCCUACUUCUAUAUGGUUCUUAUGCUUGACCUCACUUAA
Messenger RNA from Cucumis sativus (cucumber), 950 nucleotides. Its product is annotated as 50S ribosomal protein L11, chloroplastic. Bases 105 to 809 code for a protein of 234 amino acids. Gene Ontology annotation, molecular function: large ribosomal subunit rRNA binding; structural constituent of ribosome. NCBI's taxonomy places the organism in Eukaryota, Viridiplantae, Streptophyta, Magnoliopsida, Cucurbitales, Cucurbitaceae. The transcript is spliced from 4 exons. The record is from RefSeq and is a predicted model, not a curated record. Gene Ontology annotation, biological process: translation. Gene Ontology annotation, cellular component: ribosome; large ribosomal subunit.